AUGGAGGAGGCAGCGAUUCGAGCGCUGGUGAAUUCGCUGUUGAUAUGCAGCGCGGCGUUCGAGGGUCUGCAGCCUAACGCAGCCGAACUCAAGGUGUUCGAGUUCAAGGAUGGCGGGAUUCAGCUGCAAACCUUCAAUUGGAACGAAUCAUUUGUGUCGUGAGUUGGGGUCUGUGUCAGUUUAGCACUUGUUAGGUUUGGGCGGAGGAUUUACAGCGUUUCUUGGUCCAUUUUAUACUGAACCGUUUCUUUCACUCAAGUGUAUUUUCCUUUUCUGUGCUUCGAAAGUAGACCUGGCUGCGGGGCCGGGCUGGGCCAGGCCGAGAAAGUAGAAGAAAAAAUUUCCCGCCCCUUUUUGGCGAUUCGUUCAAAACGAAAUGUCACUAUCCGAUAAAACGCAUUUUCUUAUCUUUCUUCUUCCUUUUCGGGAAAAAGCAAUUAUUUCGGGCGAAAAAGGGCCGGUAAUUUCGUGACAUUUCGUCUCUCUUUUAAAUCAAUGAAAACGAUACGAAGUUUCGAAACUCAGGAAAUGCGCUGGAUUGACGUGCGGGGUGACUGUAUGGAAAUUAGACGGGAGGAAAUUGGACGAGAGGGGUAAAUUGGACGGGCGGAAAUUGGACUGAUUUUGCCAAAAAUGGCGCUCUUUUUCUCUCUUUGUAUGAAUAAAAAGUCCGUCCAAUUUCCGCCAGUCUAAUUUACCCUCCCCGUCCAGCUUUCUCCCGUGAAGUUUACAUAAAGGCGCCGGGCCGCGAUUUUUGGCCCGGCCCGAGAGCCAUGUCUAUUCGAAAGCGAAAAAUUUCCGUUUUUUGUCCCAAAACAGUGUUUUCCUUUUUUUUCUUUUCGCAGGCUGCAAGGAAACUUUUUACGAGUGAAUUUGACGUUUUGAACUUUUUUCCAGCUACACAAAGCCCCGAAAAGGCGUAGAAGACUUGAUAGCUGGAUCAAACGAAAGCCACGUCAAUUUUUUUAAAUUAAUGUCUUUUCUGUUUCAGAGAGACGGUUAAGAUUGUGUUCAACGGCACAAUCGAGGGCGCCAACGUGCAGAUGGUGGUGAAUGGGGAGAAGAUUGAACUCGGUGGUCAAGUCUCAAGCAAAGAUAGCGACGGAAUAGUGUAAGUUGCACCUUCAAUUGAUAUGUAACGUAUUUUAGCAAGUGCCCGGUUGCCGGCGAUACAAACGAAAUCCGCGUUGUUACUCGAUCAACUUUGUGCGAUGCCGACUACUACGCGUACCGAGUCCAGGACAAGCUCUAUGGGCUUGCAAAUAAGGCUGAUAAGUUCUCCUUCAUUUUCGGUGUUGAUGGAUCCCUGAUCGAAAGGGUGGAAAUGCCCCUAGCGGUGGACGAUAAAUUGGGUGUGGAUCAAACCAGAGGCACCCUUGUGUACAAAGACGGCGAUGGGAAGUGUCAGGAACUCACCGCCGGUCCUCUGGAUCCGCCCUGGGAACCCAAGCCAUGUGGCGGCGAGAUGAUCACUCUGGUUGCCAAUGAAGCGUCCGCAUGGCAUCAUGUCGUAGGCUUCGAUAAAACAGUCAGUUUUCUCAUGUUCGAAUUUCAGCAGUACCUCGAGGUCAGGCACAACUGCCUGAACUCGACCAUUCCCGGCGACCAGCUCAAGAACGUGUAUGUGCGGUUCCUCUCAUACGGCGACGUGUAAGUGGAAUGUUCAUCGUUCGAUCGGCUUUUAGAGAAAGCACAACGGAAUUUGACCCGAACCUCCCUCUCUUCUCGGCCGUGGAGAAGGUGUACAUCGGAUUGGCGGUAGCGGGUGUUGUGCUCCUUGUGGCCAUUAGUUUCCUUAGCGGGCAUUACGCGGUAAGUUCGAGUUUUGUGGCGCUGUCUUCGACCGAUAGACCAAAAACCGAUAGGACAAACGAACGUUGUGCCAAUGACCGGUCGGAUUGGUCAUUUCCCGGCCAUUUCUAGCCUAAAGCCCGUCAUUGUUAUCUGUUCGAAAAAAUUUGCGUUUGUUUCAGGUGAAUCGGAAGAAAUACGCGGCCUGGUUUAGAAAGAGGCUAGGGAAAAAGAAGAUGAAGGAGGAGGAGACGACGGAUGAAGAGACGAAGCAGGAGAGGAAGAAGAUGGAGAAAAUGAGGGGGGAGAAGAAGAAGAAGAAGAAAAAGGAGGAGGAGACGAAGAAGGGCCCAGCCGACGAAGCCAAAUCCGCAAGCGAAGAGGUUCAAUUGUAG
Molecule: messenger RNA, 2186 nt
Organism: Bursaphelenchus xylophilus (pine wood nematode)
Lineage: Eukaryota; Metazoa; Nematoda; Chromadorea; Rhabditida; Aphelenchoididae
Source: the annotation of a GenBank genome assembly